Phoenix dactylifera (date palm) is the source of this 2569-nucleotide messenger RNA. The record is from RefSeq and is a predicted model, not a curated record. Lineage: Eukaryota; Viridiplantae; Streptophyta; Magnoliopsida; Arecales; Arecaceae.
UUCCAGCCAAUGUCAUCGACUAAUUAGGAUUUCUCCAGCCCCCACCGACCCAGAUGCUCAUGCCCUAGUCUCCCUCUCGGCCUCUCCCACUCCCAGCCCUCCCCCGAUUUCGGAAUCCGGAUCCGGCGUCCGACGAUCCCCUUCCGGCCUUCCCCGACUUGCUACGGCACAGCUCUGCCCUAGUUCCCUCUCCAGCUCUGCCGGUCUGCCCGACUGCCCCCAUUGCCUUCGAACUUCGAAGGCUUGAAGGCUGAAGCCCCAGCCCCGCCGCGCUCCGCCUCCCUUCGCCCGCACGCCGCGCCGCCGGCCGUGAAGCCCGACUCCACAGACAGCACCACCGAAACCCCCCCUCCAAACCCUUCAAGGCUUCAGAUAGCCACAGAUUUCGUGAUGAUGAUAGCCUUCGCAGAGCGGGAUCGCAGGAAGCAGCACUCGGAUGAUGAUAGAAGCCCUCGAAGGCGAGAGAAGACCGCAGAUAAUGACCGCGGAGCACGACAUAGAAGACAUAGAGAUAGAGAUAUGGAAGAAGGCCAUCCAAGAGAGGAAGAAACCAAGAAAGUUGAAAACGAGCUGCCACCGCCACCACCGAUGCCUGAUUCCAAUGCGGGAAGGACUGGUGGUGUAUACAUCCCUCCGUUCAGGAUGGCACAGAUGAUGCGGGAGGUACAGGACAAGAGCAGCGAGGCCUACCAGAGACUCAGCUGGGAUGCUCUUCGGAAGAGCAUUAAUGGACUCGUGAACAAAGUCAAUGCCAUCAACAUCAAGAAUAUAAUCCCCGAGCUUUUCUCAGAAAACUUAAUCCGCGGGCGGGGCCUGUUCUGCCGGUCAUGUAUGAAAUCACAGAUGGCGUCACCUGGAUUUACAGAUGUAUUUGCUGCGUUAGUUGCUGUUGUGAAUACCAAGUUCCCAGAAGUGGGUUUACUUCUAUUAAAAAGAAUCGUGUUACAACUCAAAAGGGCAUAUAAACGGAAUGACAAGCCUCAAUUACUCGCUGCAACAAAAUUUAUAGCUCAUCUUGUGAAUCAACAAGUAGCCCAUGAGAUUAUUGCAUUAGAGCUUCUAACGGUGUUGUUGGAAAACCCCACUGAUGAUAGUGUAGAGGUGGCUGUAGGUUUUGUUAAAGAAUGUGGAGCAUUGCUUCAAGAUUUCUCCCCUCAAGGUCUCCAUGGUAUUUUUGAACGUUUUAGGGGAAUACUUCAUGAAGGAGAGAUAGAUAAACGAGUUCAAUUCUUGAUUGAAGGCCUUUUUGCAAUAAGGAAAGCCAAAUUUCAGGGAUUUCCAGCUAUCCGCCCAGAAUUGGAUCUUGUGGAGCAAGAAGAUCAAUUUACCCAUGAAAUAUCCCUGGAAGAUGAAAUAGAUCCAGAGACAAAUCUUGAUGUUUUUAAGCCAAAUCCAAAAUUUCUGGAUGAUGAGAAGGCUUAUGAAAAUAUUAAGGAGAGUGUCCUUGGGAUGGAGUCUUCUGAAGAUGAAGAAGGGUCUGAUGUAGCCUCAGAUGAUGAAGACGAAGAAGAAUCUGAAGAGGAGGAAGCAGAGGAAAUGGAAAUAAAAGAUGAGACGGAGACAAAUCUUGUUAAUUUACGGAGAACUAUUUAUCUCACAAUCAUGUCAAGUGUUGAUUUUGAGGAGGCUGGUCAUAAGCUGUUAAAAAUCAAACUUGAGCCUGGUCAAGAGAUGGAAUUAUGCAUAAUGCUGCUCGAGUGCUGCAGCCAAGAGAGAACAUAUCUUCGUUAUUAUGGGCUUCUAGGACAGCGGUUUUGCAUGAUCAAUAAAGUCCACCAGGAAAACUUUGAGAAAUGCUUUGUGCAACAGUAUUCCAUGAUACAUCGACUUGAAACUAAUAAACUACGUAAUGUGGCUAAGUUCUUCGCUCACUUACUUGGAACCGAUGCACUCCCUUGGCAUGUUCUAGCUUAUAUACGCUUGACGGAGGAGGACACGACUUCAUCUUCUCGAAUUUUUAUAAAAAUUCUCUUCCAGGAAUUGUCAGAACAUCUCGGCAUACGUUUGCUUAAUGAACGUCUAAAUGAUCCGACCAUGCAAGAUUCAUUUGAGUCUAUUUUCCCCAAGGAUAACCCAAAAAACACAAGAUUUGCCAUCAAUUUUUUCACAUCAAUUGGACUAGGUGGCAUUACGGAGAACUUGAGAGAAUAUUUGAAAAAUAUGCCUCGCCUCAUAAUGCAGCAGCAGAAAACUGUGUCAGAUUCAGAUGAAUCUGAAAGUUCUGAAGAGUUGAGUUCAAGUAGCUCUGGCUCUGAAUCAGGUUCUGAGUCGGAGUCGGAACCAAGUUUUGAAAGUAACGGAAGGCACAGUAAGAGAAGGAAGAGGAAAUGAUUAAACAUUCUGAAGCCUUGAGUCCCUUAUGUUGUCCUCGAGUAUAUUUUUGACUUUAGAGGUAUUCAAUGAUCUUGUAAAAAGUAAAUGUUAUUAUUUUGUUAAUUUUUUUGAGGAUUGUGUGUCAAAUGGUGUUAGUUAUGCAUCAUGAAUUUGGUCUGUGUAUUUUGUUCAUUCAAAUUAUUUCUCUUUCAGCAAGUAUUAGGAAUCAAAGUUGAUUACCGGUAAUUGGAGGAAA